Messenger RNA from Vitrella brassicaformis, 1736 nucleotides. NCBI's taxonomy places the organism in Eukaryota, Vitrellaceae. The record is from the annotation of a GenBank genome assembly.
UCAGCCAGCAAUCUCGUUGCUUGAAUCUCCCUUAAUAUCAUCUGCAGACACUAUCUUAACCUCAACUGACACUUGAAUCAUGUCUCACACAAUGCACCUCACUCCUUUCUUUUUUGCACUUCCUGCUCAAAAAUGCGUCCCUUGAUCAGAAAAAGUCUCUUUCCCACCCUGACACGUGCAAUGAUCCCCCAUUUUCUUUGCCAUCGCGACAUACGGAAAAUGUGGAAGCGUCUGUUCUUGUACAUCUGUAUCUCUGCAUAUAUGGUGAGGACAGCCGUCUCUCUCUCUCUCUCUCUCUCUCUCUGUGUGUGUGUGUGUGUGUGUGUGCCUGCCUGACCUUGGAGCUGAAGUUCUCUCCCGUCGCCCCACUUCUUCUUGGUGUCCAGAACAGUCGCCUCGCCGUCCACCACUUGGUGCAACUCGACCUGCGGAGAGACGUAAAGACACACAGAGACACCGGUGGGGGCCGACAUGCUUCCUUUUGUGAGUCCCGCAUACAUACAGCAUUGAUGUUGAUCAUGAUGACAAAGAAGUUCUCUGUGUCGUAUGCCUGCCGCACAACACACGCAGACAAUGUGUCUCGAUUGGCUUUGCUUCACAUGGAUGCUCACUCGCAGCACAAGCCCGACGGCUCCCGCCUUGACGGCACCCGGCGCGCCGAGUGCGACGUCCACGGAGACGUGUGCCGACGGGCACUGGAAGUUGCGGAGGAUGAUGGCCUUGCGGAGCGAUGCGGCGGAGACAAUCUGUGGCACAGGCAUGAGGGGGCUGAUCUUGGGCUGCAGACGAGACACACACACGCGCACGCACAAAGCAGAUCGAUGGUGCAGUAACCGUCUGUUCUUGUGCGUGUAUGGAUGUGUAGCUGGAUGCGAUGGUCCUUUACUUUCUUGUAGAACAUGUCCUCAGAGCCCAGACGGUAAACAGCCUUGUCGCCGCCCUCCACGUAGCCACUGUGCCACCCUGCACAAACAACACGGAGACACACAGACCAACAGACACUCAGACGGCGACAAUGUGCAUGGAGGAUUUAAUCGAACGUAAAUGGCGAGAAUAGUGAGCGCGUCUUUUUGAUUUCUGCACUGUUUCAUUUUCCGCAUCGCGCCCAUCCAAGGCCUAACGGCAAUACCGCCCGCCGAGGAGCCACCUUCGCUCGACGACCUCCAGCACCCUUUUCAUCAGCUCGUCUGGCGACAGAUAAAGCACACAUCGAGGAGCCAAGAGAGAGUAUCCUCGAGAGGGUCGGUUGUGCGUGCCAUGGGAGAGUGAUGCCGACAAGGAGGGCGACGAACGAUUGAUACAUUCUAUCCACAGCUCAAAGACAGCGAACGACAGUCUCAUCAGAAGGAGCGGGAGUCUUGGGAUGACAAGUCAUCAAGCACUUCAUUCGGGAAAGUGAUGGACUUCAUUUUGAGGCAUUCUUCCUACUGGGAUCGUAAGCAGAGGACUGUGAUUCAACCAUGCUGUGUCUCGCCGGCAUCUUUCCGCUCGAGGGCCUUUCGGCUGUUGAUUGGUUGGUGUCCUCUCCUAAGCGUGUGACUGUUGCUCGCCUGGUGUGACUGCAAUACACCGUCGGUCACAACUCCGCCAAGCAGGCCGUAAUCCGUACAAUCCGGUAUCACAAUGCAAUUACUCCUUACUGCUUGUUGCCUUGCAUUGCACAUGUGUGUGUGUGUGUGCUCAAGGUCCCAAGGAUCACAAGGUGAGGCUGUAUGUACCUGAGUAUGGUGUCUUUG